Stylonychia lemnae is the source of this 273-nucleotide messenger RNA. Lineage: Eukaryota; Ciliophora; Spirotrichea; Sporadotrichida; Oxytrichidae. The record is from the annotation of a GenBank genome assembly.
AUGAUUAUUACAAAGAAAUUCACAAAAAUUGCAAACAAAUAAACUGGCAAUAGAAUCAAUAAAUAAGCAAACAUUGAACCUAAAUUUGGAAUCACAUUCUUAGUCCCAUAACGUGGUUAGGAUGUUUCUGUAAAUUAAAAGAGAUUGUCGCUGAUGAAUCCUCCUCCAUCAGGAAUGACGUUAAAGUUAGAUAUUUCCACUAGAAAGUUGAAAAAUGUUUGGCAAUUUGAAGGUAUCAUCACAUUGAGUAGAUUCAUUCUUAUAAUCAACUGA